CCGGAUCAGGCAGGACCGUCUCGUAGGAGUCGCCAGACUAUCAAACACGAGGAGCGGGAUGACGAACCGGACGUGGUAUAUCUUGGACAACGCUCGAUGAACGACUACCAACGAGACGACAUGCCGGACGAGAAGCCAGCGCGCAAGAGGCGGAGGACAGUCAAACAUGAGAAGGGAGAGGAAGCUCUGGACAAGAAGCCGAUCAGCAAGCGAGCAAAGGUUUUUGACCUUGGCGAAGAGCGCAGCGAACAGGACAAGAAGCCGGCUCGAAGGAAGGCGAAGGUCUUUGACGAGGAGAAACGAUUGAAGCGGUUCCGUGUGAAGGCUCCGCUGAGUUACAACGAGAUUCGCGAGCGAGCACUCUCCCAACGCAUGUUCGUGCUCGACCGAGUCCGUAGUGUACCAGACGAGGACUCUUCUUCUUCACAUCCCAUCGAGACGCUGACAAUUGCUGGAACGACCGGCAACGUCUACACCGUCACUAUCGACAAACUCCCGAGCUGCACCUGUCCACACGCCCGUAAAGGCAAUCAAUGCAAGCACAUAGUUUACGCUCUUGCUCGUGUCCUACGUGCUCGACAGGAUCUACAAUACCAGCUCGCUUUCCUCUCCGCCGAGCUCUGCGACAUCUUCGACAAUGCUCCUCCCCUGCCAUCCGCCACCGGCAAAGACACCACAAAAGACGGCAACCGCAAACCGCUCGAAGACUGCCCGAUCUGCUGCGAAGAUUUCGAAGAAGCCGAAAAAGAAGGAGAGACGGUGGUAUGGUGCAAAGCCGCCUGCGGAAACAACAUCCACAAAGCCUGCUUCAAUCAGUGGGCGGCAACGAAGAGAGGAGGCUCUGUGACCUGUCCAUUCUGUCGCACGCCGUGGGCGACGAGCGAGGAGGACCUCAGCACGCUGGCAAAGGUUGGCAAGGUCAACAACGAAGGCUAUGUAAAUGUUGCGGGACAAUUGGGUUUGUCGGGUCAGAGGGACUAUUCGUCGUACAAUCAGUACUGGGUGAGGAGAUACUUGGGCGGAUGGGACUGA
Zymoseptoria tritici IPO323 is the source of this 1032-nucleotide messenger RNA. RefSeq lists its product as uncharacterized. The transcript is spliced from 3 exons. Gene Ontology annotation, molecular function: zinc ion binding; ubiquitin protein ligase activity. The coding region runs from base 97 to 1032 and encodes 311 amino acids. Lineage: Eukaryota; Fungi; Ascomycota; Dothideomycetes; Mycosphaerellales; Mycosphaerellaceae. The record is from RefSeq and is a predicted model, not a curated record.